ACCGGGACGGGAGAGGGAUGAGGUAGUGUCGGACUUUUCCACGGUUAUCAACGAAAACGAAAACGAAACCGUUUCGGUCUGCUGAGCGGCUACACUGGAUGUAUAUUUAACAAAUGAACUCGAGACUGGUUGAAUUCACAGCGCGGGGAGACACUUUUUCCUGUUUUCAAAGACUGUGGAUAUUGGAGGAAAGUUUAAAUCCCUGCGCUGCGUGCCCGGGGGAAAGGUGAGACGCGUGUUACUUUAAUUUCCCCGGCUGUGUUGCUUGUUAACGCAUAUAAAAGGUAAAAUUGGCUGUCUAGCAGGACUUACUCAGCGCGUGCUGUGUUGUUUCGCAGUGCUGCUCUGAACUCUGUUUAGCAGCAUGUCUGACAAGUGUGCCGCUGCGUAACCAGUUCAUCCAGCUCUGCGGGGAGUUUCGAUUGCUGCUCGACUGACUUCAGGUAAACCGACUUCAAGGUUUGCAGCUCUUCCAAAACACCCAAACAGUCUCACAGCAAUGGCUGGUUUGAGCAAUGUUCACAUGAAAACCCUGGAGGACCUGACGCUGGACUCUGGCUACGGGGCGGGGGACUCCUGCAAGUCCCUCAGCCUGUCCUCCUCCAAGUCAAACUCCCAGGCCUUCAUGACGGCCCCUCACCGGGGCAACUGGUGGUACUACUCCGGCUCCAUGAACAGCAGGAACAACAGCUGGGACACGGUCAACACUGUCCUCCCUGAAGACCCGGAGGACAUCUUCUCCAAGUGUCCCCGCUUACCUGAGUUGGAAGAGUUCCCCUGGGUGGAAGAGGAAGUGGCCAAGAUACUUCGCAAAGUGGCCGCGAGUGGAAGCAUUAAAGGGGGACCUACACCUGUGUUCUCCCCGGAGGCCGUGAGGCGGCUGUCCGCUCUCCUCCGCAGGGCUCUCAUUCGCAUCUCCAGAGAGGCGCAGCGGCUGAGCGUCAUGCACUGCCGCUGUACGCGCUUCGAAGUGCAGAGCGCUAUGAGGCUGGUACUCAGCUGGGCCCUGGCCGACCACUGCGUCUCUGCUACGGUCAAGGCCAUCUCCAUGUAUAGUAUGAGCGCCGGGGAGCUGCUGAGGAAGGGCAAGUCCGCCCGCUGCGGCCUCUCUUUCUCCGUGGGGCGCUUCUUCCGCUGGAUGGUGGAUACCCGCAUCUCUGUGCGCAUCCAUGAAUAUGCAGCUAUAUGCUUGACCGCAUGCAUGGAAGCUCUGGUGGAGGAGAUAGGGGCCCGGGUGCUGAUGGCAGAGAGGGGUCAUUCAGGGCCGGACUCAGGGUCAGCGUGCGCCCCAGUGAGCGCGGAGGCCCUGGAGGGGGUGGUGAACAAUGACGCAGAGCUGUGGGGAGUCCUGCAGCACUACGAGCACCUGAUCUGCGGGAAGAACGCCAGUGGUGUUUUGUCCCUUCCGGCUCAUUUCAGUCCCUACACAGAGAACCAGCAGACGUCCGUGGACAGCAGGGAGGAUGCCUAUGCCCAGCUGGAGCUGAGGACGCUGGAACAGUCCCUGCUGGCUACCUGUGUGGGCAGCAUUUCUGAACUCAGUGACUUGGUGUCCCGUGCAAUGCACCACAUGCAACGCCUGAGCUCAGUGCGCCCAGGACUGAGCCCGGCCCGCCAUACCCGUCCCCAGCAGCCUGUGUCCUGGUCGCCAGACGCCCUCCACACCCUAUACUACUUCCUGCGCUGCCCACAAAUGGAGUCCAUGGAGAAUCCCAAUUUAGAUCCCCCACGCAUGGCACUCAGCAAGGAGAGGCCAUUUCUGUUGUUGCCACCUCUGAUGGAGUGGAUGAGAGUGGCCAUAGUUCAUGCUGAGCAUCGCAAGAGUCUGUUGGUGGACAGCGAUGAUGUCAGACAGACCGCCAGACUUCUCCUGCCAGGACUGGACUGUGAACCAAGACAGCUAAAGCCUGAAUGUUGCUUUAGCUCCUUUAAGCGUCUGGACUCCAGGGCUGCCACAGAUAAGUUCCAUCUAGACUUGGGUUUUCGGAUGCUCAACUGUGGACGCACAGAUCUCAUCGGCCAGGCCAUAGAUUUGCUGGGGCCUGACGGAGUUAACAGCAUGGAUGACCAGGGGAUGACCCCUCUGAUGUAUGCAUGCGCAGCUGGAGACGAGGCCUUAGUCCAGAUGUUGAUUGAUGCUGGGGCCAACCUUGACGUGGCGGUUCCACCAUGCUCCCCUAAGCACCCCUCUGUGCAUCCUGAUAGUCGACAGUGGGCAGCUCUCACCUUCGCUGUGUUGCAUGGACACAUCUCUGUAGUACAGCUCCUGUUGGAUGCAGGGGCCAACGUGGAGGGGGCUGCAGUCCGCAAUGGACAGGAGAGUACAGCAGACACCCCACUGCAGCUGGCUUCAGCAGCAGGCAACUAUGAGAUGGUGAGUUUGCUCCUGGCACGAGGCGCAGACCCCUUGUCAAAGACUCACAAUGGAAAUGCCCUUACAUCAUCCCUCUAUGAAGACAUGAACUGCUUCAGUCAUGCUGCCGCACAUGGACACAGGAACGUGCUGAGGAAGCUACUGACUCAGCCCCAGCAGGUCAAAGAGGAUGUCCUGUCUCUGGAGGAGAUCUUAGCUGAGGGGGUGGAAGGUGAAGAGGCCGGGAUGUGCCCUUUUCUCCCUCUCUCCCCCCUGCCCACUCCUUCCUCUGGCCCCGGGGCCCUGCCAGAGGUGGGCAUACCAAGGCUCUGCAAGGCCAGGAUGAAGGCUCUGCAAGAGGCCAGCUACUACAGCGCAGAGCAUGGCUACCUGGACGUCACCAUGGAGCUACGAGCUAUGGGUGUUCCAUGGAAACUACACGUGUGGCUGGAAUCUCUGCGUUGUGCUCAGCAGCAGUCCAGAGCAGGAGUCACCCUCUCUCUCCUCAGAGAGUUCACCACAAUCAGAGAAGAGGACUACUGCGAGGAGCUGGUCACCAUAGGCCUACCCCUGAUGUUCAACAUCUUACAUACCACCAAGAAUGAUGCCAUUAUACAGCAGUUGGCGGCUAUUUUUAGUCACUGUUUUGGCCCAGCUCCUCUUCCAGCUAUCCCUGGGAUGAAGGCAACUCUUUCAGCACAGUUGGACCCUCAUUUCCUGAACAACCAGGAGAUGUCAGAUGUGACAUUUGUAGUGGAGGGGAAACCGUUCUACGGCCACAGAGUCCUGCUGAUCACAGCUUCUGACAAAUUUAAGUCUCUGCUGGCAUCCUCCGGACCAGAUGGCAGCCCCAACAAGGAAAUUGAGAUCAGUGAUAUCAAGUACAACAUUUUCCAGAUGAUGAUGUCGUAUCUGUACUGUGGAGGAACAGAGUCACUGAAAACUGUUGUGUCUGACUUGCUGGAGUUGUUGUCAGCUGCCAGUCUGUUUCAGCUGGGGAUGCUACAAAGACACUGUGAACUCAUCUGCUCUCAGCUCAUCAACCUGGAUAAUGCAGUCAGCAUCUACAAGACAGCCAAGGCCCAUGGUUCAGUGGAGCUGAGUUCAUUCUGUGAAGGUUACUUCUUGCAGCAGAUGCCUGCUCUACUGGAGAGAGAGGGCUUCAGGAGCCUGCUGUUGGGACCGCCCGCAGCCCGACAAGGAAACAACUCCAUUUCUACGCUGGUUCACAGCCGGGGAGAGUCACCUCUGGAGGAGUUGGAGGCUACCCUGGCUCAACGGCUACGCUCUCUUUGUGUCACCUCCCGAGUCUGAGCACAACAGGGCAGCUGCUGAUGAGACAAGACAGAAAUAAGAAUGUGGCAGUUAAAGCUGAAGUGUCAUCUCAUCACUGAAACAAGAUCAGAUCUUAAGAGUUCUAAGAAGCUGUUUAAGUUGUUUUAGCACAGAUGUUUUCUUUUAGUAAGACUUGAUGCUAUUGCUGGUAACAAGCAACUUCCACAAUGCUUUGACACUUGGACACAGAUAAGCGAGUUAUUUGGCAGCAGUUAGACUUUGCUCUGUGGACAAAACAGCAUUUCAUAUUUUUGCGCCAAGCACUCCAUCUUUACUUUUUUAUUUGUUUUGCAGUGUACAGCAUGUUUGUGAAAAAGAACGUUGGAAAAUGUGAUACUUUUUUCUUCACAUGGCUGGGGAAGCUUAAAUGGAGAAGCAACAGUUGGAUGCAACAGGUGGGAGCUCUGGAUUAUGAAACACUGCUGCCCUCUACUGGACAAAACUGGUACAAUAAAUAACUGCUUUGGAGGACUGGAAUCAAGGGUGCCCUCCUGGUUCUGACUGCAGCUAUUUAAAGUGAAAAAUGACUGAAUCAAGUGAGGCAGCCAUGCUGGACUUUUGGCUCUGUCCCGUUUUAACUAAUAAUGCAGAGUGGGAGGACGCUCAGUGCCUCCAGCAUUGUUGUAAACUUUGGAUUAACAAAUGUACUUUUUAUGUAACUGUAUGUUUUUAUUUUCUAUUUUUUAAAAAGUAUUACCGCAGAAACAAAACACUUACUGAAGAGUGGGAUGGACAUUUUCUAUUUAAUGAGAAAAAAGAUGUUAGAGUAUUUAACAGGGUGUUCCCUUUUUAUUUUGUUUUUAAUCAAAGCAAAUUAUUAAUAUUAUUGAUAAAAAGUUGCUUUUGUGUAGCUGUUAUUGUUUUUUUUUCCAGGUACACUCUAACAGUUUAUUAAGCUUAUGUAUGCUGAGGUUUAAUGCUUCUAUACAGGUACAGCAGCAAAGUCCAACAUGGGAUUUGGAUACAUAAAGUCUGUUUUAAUGCUGAAUAUUGUAAUAAACCUGGUAAACAAG
Plectropomus leopardus (leopard coralgrouper) is the source of this 4701-nucleotide messenger RNA. The record is from RefSeq and is a predicted model, not a curated record. NCBI's taxonomy places the organism in Eukaryota, Metazoa, Chordata, Actinopteri, Perciformes, Serranidae.